Messenger RNA from Humulus lupulus (European hop), 1176 nucleotides. RefSeq lists its product as uncharacterized. Lineage: Eukaryota; Viridiplantae; Streptophyta; Magnoliopsida; Rosales; Cannabaceae. The transcript has a single exon. The record is from RefSeq and is a predicted model, not a curated record. Bases 1 to 1176 code for a protein of 391 amino acids.
AUGGAUCGUAGGUGGAUUCACAUACUUGAUAAGUUAUCACCAGAAUACGCUGCUGGUAUAAACAAUUUCAUAAGUGUUGCAAGUGAGUUCAGAAACUCUAGUGGAAUGGUAUUAUGCCCGUGUCGGCGAUGCAUGAAUAAACAAUCACAAUCUUUGAAUGUGAUCAAGUUACACUUGCUCACUCAUGGAUUUCUUAGUACUUAUACUACUUGGACCCACCAUGGUGAGGAAAUAGAGGGUGUUGAAGAUGAAGUGCUAGCCGAUGUUGAGGAUGCUGAAGCAACCGAUGAUUUGUCUACAGGCUUACAAGAUGCUUUUGGUGGUCCAUAUUUUUAUAUCGGUCCAACGAGUGAUUUCAUUGACAAUGAAUUCCCUCGCAAUUCUAAUGACAAGUAUGAUGCCUUGUUAGAUUCGGUUCAUAAUCCUUUGUAUGAGAAUUGUACAAAGUUUUCUGUCCUAAGUGCUGUUGUAAAGUUAAUGAAUUUAAAGGUGAUUAACAAAUGGACAGAUAAAGGCUUUGAUGACCUUUUGAAGUGUCUUAAAGAAAUGUUACCCGAUGGUAAUCAUUGCCCGAUAAGUUAUUAUCAAACGAGGAGGCUUCUAUCUGAAGUUGGCUUGGGGUACGAGCAAAUUGACGUGUGCCAAUAUGAUUGUGCAUUGUUUUAUGGUGAGAAUGCAAAUGCUACAAUGUGCCCUAUAUGCAAAUCUAGUCGUUAUGUGCGAAAUAAAAUUCCACAUAAACGACUUAGAUGGUUUCCAAUCAAGGCUCGACUGAAACGCUUGUUUAGCUCAAAGCAUACUGCCAAGGUUAUGCGAUGGCAUAAAGAGGUGCGCAAAGAUGAACCCAGUAUAUUACGUCAUCCAGCUGAUGGGGACGCUUGGAAGCACUUUGACAAGACAUACCCUGAAUUUGCAGUGGAUUCGAGGAGUAUGCGAAUGGGACUAGCGUCAGAUGGGUUUAACCCUUUCUCAAACAUGACAUCCACGUACAGCUUAUGGCCUGUGAUAUUAAUUCCAUAUAACAUGCCGCCUUGGGCAUCUCCGAAUGGAACAAAUUAUCUCAUGUCAUUAUUAAUACCAGGGCCUAAAUCUCCUGGAAAGGAUUAUGAUGUGUUUUUGAGACCACUGAUUGAAGAACUUAAGGAGUUAUGGGAGGGAAUUGAGGCGUAUGAUUGA